AUGCAUCUGGACCACAAAAUUCCCUGGAACACGACAGCCUCUCAUUUCAAAUACAUCAAGUCCAAUCCCCACAUCACACCGCACACCACCGAUCUCUUCGCUCGAGACCUCCCCUCCCAAUCCAAUGACCUGAACCACUUCCGUCGCGUUCUAAUCGCGACGAUCCGCGAAUUCGGCCUUACCCAAGAGAGAAAAGCCCCGGAUGUGUCGGGAAUCCCUGACCCGGGCCCUCUCUUCUCUGAGACCCUCCUGUCCUAUCCCGAAAGAAGAUACGGCCUGGGUCCACACACCACGAACUCUGCAUUUGACAACCCCUUCUCAGACCGAUACCAAAACCUCGAAUAUUGGAUUCAUCGUGCGGCUAGCCCAGAUGAUCCAGACUACCUGGGCUAUGGGACUGGGGACGCGGACUUGGCCGAGGCCGUGAAGAUGCUCAUCACCAUUGUCGCUGAGGGCGAACCUGACGUAUCAUCGGAAGCCCAGGGAGCUCUUCUUCGGCUGAUGCGACACCCGCGAAUCCCGCUGCACGAUCUCUGGAAUCUGCAUUGGGGCCAUUCGUUCGGGGUCGAUCACGUGGCGCAUAGAGCCCUGGAGAUGUACAUCUCGUUGAAUGUCUUCGGGGCGGUGUUUGAGAAGAAGCCGUUGAGUGGCGAUGAUAGCGCCCUGUUCGCAAGCAAGACCUUUCAAAGGUAUCUCAAUCAUGCGGUGGCGAAUUAUGACUACCCUGCGCAGAAUAUCCCGCAUCGCGCAUUCUGGCAGUCAUUGGGGCUUCCGAUUGAUGGGGAGGGAGAGAAUGACAGCACGGUGAAAGAUCCACUGGAUGCUCAUUCGACCGAUGAUACCAGAGACAAGCUCAAGGCCUAUUUGAAAUUAUGCUUUACUAUUUUGUAUGUCUUUGAUACUUGUCAGCGGGAGCUUCUGAAGGAUGAUCCGACGGUCGACAGAGAAUGGAGUUAUAUGAUCACAGGCGUCUUGUUGUGGUGGGGAUGUGAUCAUGACUGGGAGACGAUGGAAUUUGUACAGAAGACAAGAGAAUAA
This is a messenger RNA of Aspergillus steynii IBT 23096, 1038 nucleotides long. RefSeq lists its product as uncharacterized. The record is from RefSeq and is a predicted model, not a curated record. NCBI's taxonomy places the organism in Eukaryota, Fungi, Ascomycota, Eurotiomycetes, Eurotiales, Aspergillaceae. The transcript has a single exon. Bases 1 to 1038 code for a protein of 345 amino acids.